This is a messenger RNA of Acanthopagrus latus (yellowfin seabream), 1913 nucleotides long. It is a transcript of the gene lsm14b, whose product is annotated as LSM family member 14B. NCBI's taxonomy places the organism in Eukaryota, Metazoa, Chordata, Actinopteri, Spariformes, Sparidae. Gene Ontology annotation, molecular function: mRNA binding. The transcript has 8 exons. The coding region runs from base 152 to 1306 and encodes 384 amino acids. The record is from RefSeq and is a predicted model, not a curated record.
CCAGGUGCGUUUAGAGCCUCAAUCAGUGGGCGGGGCUUCAGGUCACCUGAGGACGCUUAUAAAUUGUUACCAGUCAGUUCCACCGCUUGAAUACUGCUGCCUGCUGUGAGUUGUUGAAUUGAUAGGCAGUACGCUCCAAUAUUCUCCAGACAUGAGUUCUGCAAAACCGUACAUUGGCUGUAAAAUAGGGCUGGUCUCAAAAGCCCAGAAUCGUUAUGAGGGGAUUUUGUACACAAUUGACAAAGUGAACUCCACAGUAGUGCUGGCGAAAGUCAAGUGUUUUGGAACGGAGGGACGACCCACCGAUAGACCAACGCCACCCAAAGACGACAUCUAUGAGUACAUCACUUUCCGGGGAAGUGAUAUUAAGGACAUCACACUGUGUGAAGCUCCAAGAUCUCACCACGGCCUGCCCCCAGAUCCUGCAAUCGUACAGUCAUCCAGCGCAGGCUCUUCGGGAAUCUACUCAGCUCGUGAGCCAUUUAGCCCCCUGAGGAUGCCCGCCUACAGCCAGCUUGCUGCCAACUCUCUGCUUAAUCAACAGUAUGCUGCAGCUCUUGGCCUUGGGCCUGUACUCCCAGGCCUACAUCUCAGAAGGGGCCCCAUGGUGGAAAAGGCUGUUCAAACCCUCCAUGUGGACAGAUCUAGGCAGAGGAGAGGUUCGACUGCAUCCCAGGAGCAGGAGCAGCGGUGGGAAAGACGGAGGCCCCAGAGGACCAGAGGAGAGAGUUUCCCGAGCAGAAAGGGCACUGGAGCCACCAUGAAGUCAGGCCCAAGUAUGCCCAGUGCUCGGCAUGAAACUCGGCAGCAGAACAAUGAAAACAGGCCAACACCACCCAGAAGAAGACAAGGAGCUCGGAGGCGCAGGAACCGUAGUAGAGGCCAGCUGAUGGUGGCUAACGUUCCAUCUGCCACCCUCAAGUUUGACACCGACUUUGAUUUCGAUUCCUCAAAUGCGCAGUUUAUCAAGGAGGAGCUGGAGCGGCAGGUGCAGGACAUGAACAUAAAGGAUGGAACUCAUGAGGUAGAAAACAAAGAAAAAGAGGAACUGCACCAGACUGCUGAAGACGAUCAUGUUGGACCAAAAUGCUACUAUGACAAAGCAAAGUCUUUCUUUGACAACAUCUCAUCUGAUAAGAAGUUCAGACUAACAUGGGCGGAGGAGCGGAAGCGCAAUCUGGAGACCUUCGGGGUCCCUGGACGGUUCCUGAGGGGCCGAGGCUUCAGAGGUGGAUAUGCUGGACAGAGAGGGCGGGGCACUGUUCAGGUCCAGUCUUCUUACAGAGCCAGGGGUGGCCGGCUGUAGAGGUCAGAGUUUGAUACCAAGGCAGGAAAGCCACCACAUUUUCGUGUGGUUAUCUCCCUUUAAACAGAUGGGACUGAGCGACAGCAGCUCUGAUGGCACUGUAAGAAGGAUCUUCUUUUUUUUUUUCUUAUUUUUUUUUUUUUCUCUCUGAGGCAGUUAUCCUGCCCUCAUAUUACCAAGAUUGUACUUUAAUUUGUCUUUUUCUCCCAUUUUGAAUAUGGAUGCAUGACUCACUAAAGGGUCCACUGUAUGUGACUAUAAUUUUCUUUUCCUUCCCCUUAAUCUUUGCCAGAAGUUUUUUUUUUUUUCCCCCAAGUAAAGGGGAAGUGAAUGCCUAAGUUCUGUUUUUUUUUUUUUGUUUGUUUUCUGAUCCCUGGAAGAUUUUCACUCAAAGUAUUGCUUUCUUGUUUUAAAGCAUCUGGUUUUUCCUCUUAAGUACUUACCCUAUUUUGUAAUAUUAUUUCUCCAAAUGUGUUUCAAACUACACAUUAUAAAUGUAUAAAAAAUUAUCUGAACUUGUAUGUAUUUGAAGGUUCAGGCUUGUGCAUUGCUUUAUUCUGUCAUACUGAAGCAACAAGUGUAAUGUCAAUAAACUGGAAACUGCUUA